AUAUACAGAUGAUUUAGUAAGGUGUGAGGAGAUGGAGAAGAAGCCUAUGCUUAAAUUUAGUGUUAGUGCGAUUCUCGGAGAUCGGGAUGAGGGCGGGGCGAAAAAUAGUGUUAAUGAUUACCGGCAACCAAUGAUGGCUCCCUGGCCCAUCGCGAAACCCAUAGCCAGCCGACCAAUCCCAGUGCAGCAUCAGCAUUUACAACAUCUACUGGCACACUGCCACCAUCCGUAUUUAGCUGUGAGACCGUCGCAAGCGCACACACAAGUUUUCCCGCUGCCUGGAGCCUUCCCUUGGGCCCAUAGUUCGAGAGGUAAACCUCGACGAGGGAUGAUGAGGCGCGCCGUUUUCUCAGAUCUGCAACGCAAAGGGCUGGAGAAGAGGUUCCAGGUGCAGAAGUACAUCUCCAAGCCGGACAGGAAGAAAUUAGCUGAGAAACUGGGACUUAAGGAUAGCCAGGUCAAAAUCUGGUUCCAAAAUCGUCGCAUGAAGUGGCGCAACUCGAAAGAACGGGAGUUACUCGCGUCCGGUGGAUCCCGAGAGCAGACUCUGCCGAACAAGAACAACCCUCACCCGGACUUGUCUGAUGCUGAGGCGGAUAAGCAGAAAAUGUCUCCGGUUCCUGAAGAUGAGGAGAAGAAGAUGUUUGCCAGCACUUCUGGGGAAUUUAGAGGUUACGAAGACAAAAUGGCCGCCCCGUUUUACCGCGAGCCUUUCCAGCCAAUGGACGAAGGCGAGGACUUUGACAGUGACAGCGCCAGUGACGAGGAAAUCAACGUGACAUGACGUGUUUACACGUAGCUGUAUAUAGGAUAGGCUAGAUGCGUUACUGUGAUUGUUUAAAGGGAUCAUCUCGGUUGAUUGCAUGUGAAUGAUAGUUGAAUUUCAUUUAAAAAAAAUCUCAUCUUUUUCUCUUACAUCUACUUAUUCAAAUAUUCAUGGUAUCGUGCUAUUAAAUUGUCAAAGAACACAAUACAAUGAAAUAAAACUAUGGAAACGGAUUUUAUCGCAUAUAAUGAAUUUGCAAUUCAUCCCGA
Molecule: messenger RNA, 1035 nt
Organism: Leguminivora glycinivorella
Lineage: Eukaryota; Metazoa; Arthropoda; Insecta; Lepidoptera; Tortricidae
Gene: Dbx
Product: homeobox protein DBX1-like
Exons: 6
Coding region: 32-784 (250 amino acids)
Biological process (GO): regulation of transcription by RNA polymerase II
Molecular function (GO): DNA-binding transcription factor activity, RNA polymerase II-specific; DNA binding
Source: RefSeq, a predicted model, not a curated record